UUGACGUUUCGAAUAUUUUCUCAUUUUCUCUUACAAUUUCUUUUCAUUUUCGAUUUCGGAUUUAUUUGGGCAGUAUAAAUUCCCGGGAAAGUACCAAUUUAAGUUUUAAAUCUAAUGGGCUCUGCUAGCAAAUUUUGCAUGCGAUUACCGAGGAAAACCAAGUAAUGGGAAAAGAGAAAUCUAAGAAACGACACCGCUCAGAGAGCUCGAGUUCGAGCAGUUCCGAUUCAAGCCGGGAAAAGAAAAAACUGCGUAAGUUAAAGAAGAAAUUGAAAAAAGAACAGAAAAAGACCGAGAAGGCAUUGAAAAAGAAGCUUAAAGAGGAGAAAAAGAAACUUAAAAAGCAGAAACGUGAUAGCAAAAGCGGCAGCUGUGAUGCCGAUACGAAUGUAGCAUCGGCUGAUAUUCCUUUGGAAUUAAUGGAAAGAUCCAAGGCUAUGGCGCCUAUGACCAAAGAGGAGUGGGAGAAGCGACAGAGUGUUGUCAGAAAGGUUCAUGAUGAAGAGACUGGCAGAUACAGGUUAAUAAAAGGCGAUGGCGAGGUCUUAGAAGAGAUUGUGUCGUACGACCGACACAGAGAGAUCAACCGACAAGCCACCAUGGCUGAUGGAGACUUCUUCCAGUCACGGACUGUUGAUAAGCAUAGAGUCAAAUAGAUAAUUAUCUGCUUUUCUCUAUGGCUAUUAUGUGUCCAUAAUCAUUUAUAAUAAUAUAUUUUUCCUAGAAGUACAGUUACUACAUACUAUUCUAUACCACCACAAUAAUAUUUUGAUGAAGCUAAGCACGUCAUCACAUACAUUACAGUGAGUGAAGUUAGCGACCGGUGUUAAGCGAUGUCGAUUAGCAUUUCUAUAGGGUUAAUAUGUUAUUUAUUACUACUUAUUUAAUUUUACAAGGAUUUCCACUAACAUUUCCCAUGUAAAAAUAUUAAUAGGUAAGUACAGAUUUAUAGUUUAAGUGAUGCUAGGGCUACCUACCAAAACUAUCAAGUACUACAUUUAAGUACACAAAUAUACACUAUAUAAUGAUUUAUGUAUGUGUUACGUCUUCACUCAUCACUUGUCAGAACAGAUUGCAGCCAAGCGCUAGUCUAUUAAAGUCUAAAAAAAAUUUAAAAUCCCAGGCAAGGACAUAAAUGACUUUUUAUCUGGGAUAAUAAUCAGUUUUCACAGAAUUAUUAAAAGCCUUAAUCCACUUGGAUGAAUUAUCUAGUAUAAAUCAUAAGAUGAUAAUUUAAAGUUAUUUACCUAUCUUUCAAUAAAUAUCUAAAACCUA
Messenger RNA from Maniola jurtina (meadow brown), 1275 nucleotides. RefSeq names its product ADP-ribosylation factor-like protein 6-interacting protein 4. The transcript is spliced from 3 exons. The coding region runs from base 165 to 656 and encodes 163 amino acids. The record is from RefSeq and is a predicted model, not a curated record. Lineage: Eukaryota; Metazoa; Arthropoda; Insecta; Lepidoptera; Nymphalidae.